AUGUUUGUCGGCGCUCGCUAUAUUCUUGGAUUUGGAGACAUAAUAGUUAUUUGUACCGCUCCACUUCUGAUCACCGAAAUUGCCCCAGCUCAGGAUAGAGCGAUUCUGGUUACAAUUGCUGGCGCUACUUACCAUUCGGGGGCGUUUAUCGCAGCUUGGACAACAUAUGGCACGCUGAAAAUAAAAAGCGAGUGGUCUUGGAGACUACCCAGUAUUGUCCAGGGUAUAUUCACCUUAACGAUGUUAGCUGUUGUGUGGUGGAUUCCUGAGAGUCCUCGCUAUUAUGUGUCCAAAAAUAACCCUGAUAAGGCUCUAGAGAUUCUAGCACAUUACCAUGCAGAGGGAGACCAGACAGAUGAAAUAGUUCAAUUAGAAUUCACCGAGAUCACGACAGCCAUUGCAUUAGAAAAAAGCGGCGACCAAUCCAAUUCUUUCUUGGACUUUCUGCGAACCCAGGGUAAUCGCAGGCGGCUCCUCAUCAUUGUCACAUUUGGACUGUUUGCCCAAUGGUCGGGGAAUGGUCUCGUUUCAUACUACCUCAAUCUCAUCAUGGACAGUAUUGGGAUCACAGAUGCCAACGAGCAGCUUCUGAUCAACGGCGCUUUGACUUCUUUUAACCUUGCCACCAACCUUUUCUUCAGUUUCUUCGUCGAUAAAUGGGGCCGUCGUCCCAUCAUGUUGAUCAGUUCAGCAGGAAUGCUGGUCGCCUUUGUGAUAUGGACUAUACUGUCAGCGCGCUACGAUACGAAUGCUAGCUCGAGCCUUGGAUCUGGUGUUCUCGGGAUGAUAUUCAUAUACUAUCUAUUCUACAAUCUAAAGUCUGGGUUGAUCGCAAGCUACACAACUGAGAUCCUCCCAUAUUCGAUGCGUGCGAAGGGAUACACUAUCAUGGAAUUCGCCAUGUAUAUUGCGCUCUUUUUCAACCAAUAUGUCAACCCUAUCGCUCUUGACAACAUUCACUGGCGUUAUUAUAUCUUUUAUUGCUGUUUCUUGGCUGUGGAAGUGGUGGUGAUCUGGUUUUUCUAUCUCGAGACUCGAUAUAUGCCUCUGGAGGAAGUGGCCAAGAUCUUUGACGGCCAUGACAUUGCAACUGUCGCAAAUAUCGAGAUGGAAAAGAUGGAAUGCACAGGGAAAAACAUGACAACUGCAACUCAUGUAGAAACAAUAAGCGCCUAG
Messenger RNA from Penicillium angulare, 1176 nucleotides. Its product is annotated as putative hexose transporter. Gene Ontology annotation, cellular component: membrane. Gene Ontology annotation, molecular function: carbohydrate:proton symporter activity. The transcript has 3 exons. The record is from RefSeq and is a predicted model, not a curated record. Bases 1 to 1176 code for a protein of 391 amino acids. Gene Ontology annotation, biological process: transmembrane transport; carbohydrate transport. Lineage: Eukaryota; Fungi; Ascomycota; Eurotiomycetes; Eurotiales; Aspergillaceae.